Molecule: messenger RNA, 1875 nt
Organism: Labeo rohita (rohu)
Lineage: Eukaryota; Metazoa; Chordata; Actinopteri; Cypriniformes; Cyprinidae
Product: gastrula zinc finger protein XlCGF8.2DB-like
Exons: 2
Coding region: 126-1115 (329 amino acids)
Biological process (GO): regulation of transcription by RNA polymerase II
Molecular function (GO): RNA polymerase II cis-regulatory region sequence-specific DNA binding; DNA-binding transcription factor activity
Source: RefSeq, a predicted model, not a curated record
CAGUGUGGAAGGAGUUUCAAUCAAAAAGGAAGUCUUAAAUACCACAUGAGAAUUCACACCACAGAGAAGGAUAAACCUGCAAUUGUGUGGAAAGAGCUUCACAACAAAACCAAACCUUAGGCCUGAUGGUGCUGAAAGAGGAGAAUCAAGACCUGGAUGAAAUGGAAGAGGAAGCUCAAUAUAAGAAUAAGCAUAAUUUUAUAACUGGAGAAAAAUAUUUUACUUGCUCACAGACUGAAAAAACUUCCUCAAGUGAAAAGACUCAGAAAACAGGAAAUAUCAGGUAUUUCACUUGCCAACAGUGUGGAAAGUGUUUUAAUCAAAAACAAGGUAUUGAGAGACACAUGAGGAUUCACACAGGAGAGAAGCCUUAUGCCUGCCAACAUUGUGGAAAGCAUUUCAAUAGAGAAGUAACUCUUAAAAGACACGUUAGAAUUCACAAUGGAGAGAAGCCAUACACAUGCCAACAGUGUGGAAGGAGUUUCACUCAACUUGGAAACCUUGGAGUCCACAUGAGUAUUCACACUGGAGAGAAGCCUUACAAAUGUCAACAGUGUGGAAAAAGUUUCAACCGGAAAGGAAACCUUAAUUCCCACAUGACAGUUCACACUGGAGAGAGCCUUUUCACCUGCAAACAAUGUGGAAUAAGUUUCACUCAAAAAGAAAGCUUUAACAGACACAUGAGAAUUCACAAUGGAGAACAGCCUCACACCUGCUUUCAGUGUGGAAAGACUUUUGAUCAGCAUGCAAACCUUAAAAUCCAUAUGAAAGUUCACGGAGGGAAACCAUACACAUGCCCUCAGUGUGGAAGGAAUUUCCGUCAAAAACGACACUUCGAAGGCCACUUGAGAAUUCACUCUGGAGAGCAACCAUACACAUGCCCUCAGUGUGGAAAGAGUUUCAAUUACAAACAACACUUGGAAGACCACAUAAGAAUUCACACAGGAGAGAAGCCUUUCACAUGCCAACAAUGUGGAAAAAGCUUCAACCGAAAAGAUACCCUAAACAGGCACAUGAGAGUUCACACUGGAGAGAAGCCGUUUAUUUGUGGUCACUGUGGAAAGAGUUUCAAACAUAAAGCAGCCCUUAAGUACCACAUGAGUUUUCACACAUGAGAGAACUGUUUUUCUCAUCAGUGUGGACUUGUCGAAAGUUUCAGAGACACGAAACAUCUUAGGAAUCGUGUAAUAACACCAGAGAGAGGCCUGUCAUGUGCCAUCACUGUGGAAAGACUUGCAGAAAAAAAGGCAAUCUUGAGGUUCACAGAAGCGCCCCCGAUUUAGUAAAAUGUGUUUUGGUUUGAUCGGAUCUCAAAUAGACUGUCUAUUAUUUCAAGAGUGAGGAGUAAAUGGGUGGGUUUUUUCAGAUCUUGUGGUCAAAUGGACAAAAUACAUUCAUACAAUUUACAUAUAAACAUGAAAUGAGACAAUGGAAAAAGAUAAGGAGAGCAGUAGCUUUAAAACCACACCAUGUUAGAAGUGAGGAAUGGUGGAGAACAUUGUACUUGGCACAUUUUUCAUCUUCAAAUUAAAGUUACAACUUAAGCUUCCAAAGUUUAUAUCCUACCUGGUAAGAUGCUUCAUGUACUUUUUAUGCAUUAGAUCAGUAGGAGGAGGGAAGGCGGUCUUUUGUGGUUAUUUGAAUACAUUUGACCACAUGAGUGUUUACAUUUAUAAAAGCAAUCAAAUCAAAUGAGUUUUUGACUACCUCUGGAUAUGGCAGAAAGUGGACAAGCUGGACAAAUGGACAAAAGAUUUGUACCUAUGUUUAAUGUUCAGUACAACAAAAACACAUCUUAAAUGCUAUGUGUAAACUUGAUUAAUAUGUAAGUAUGUGCUGCAUGUUUUCCACGUAUUAACAUAAUAAAUGUGGUCA